AUGUCCGGCCUCGUGGCCAGGAGGGCGUUGAUCAUUAUUCUUCCGCUGCACAGUCCACGGCAACAUACCCGACAGAAGAUGGUUCCGCAUCAUACGCUUCCUUACCCGCGCGAGGCUUGCCUUUUUCGAUAUUUUGUCGAAGAAAUUGCGCAUUGGUUUGACUUGUGUGACGAAGACCGUCAUUUUCAGCUUGCCGUUCCUCGGCGUGCUCAUCACCACCCGCAUCUUCUCAAUGCGAUAUUCGCAGUCGCCGCCCGUCAUCUCAGUCGACUCCCGCAGUACAGGACGCCAGCCGGCAUUCUGUACCACGGACAGCUCAUUCCCCAGCUGAGCGAGCAUGACGCGGUCGAGUAUAUGCUCAAAUGCAUCCCCGCGCUUCGGAACUUUCACGAAGUCGAAGACGAUGAUUAUAGGGACAGUAUCAUUGCCACGGCUGUCAUCCUCCGCCAGCUGGAAGAGAUUGACGAAGAGGAAGAUGACGCGCCGGCAAACGACAGCGGCAACAGCCAAGGCGACAGCGGCCAUUCCCCCUCUGGCAAGCAGGUCAAUUUCCUCCCCAUCAUCAAUGCUGUGUUGAGAAGCUCUGCGUCGCAAGCGCUAUUCGGCCGGAGAAGUCUCAUCCAAGCAGCGUACUGGAUGGCCCUCCGCCAGGAAAUCUACCACUCCUUCACCCGAAAACAGCCGCCGCAGCUGUUUCCUUCGGCCGACCUGUGGCAUAGCGCUUCCAAGGCGAACAAGACGGUGAUGCACACCGUCCAGGUGGCCAAGUGGCGAUGGGAGGACGGGUCGGAACGCGAAUGGCUGAGACUCAUGGAUCAGCAAGACUAUCUCGAGCGCGAGAUUCUGGUCAAUUUUCGGCCCAUCUUCAAGACGACGGCUGACAAAGCCAAGGGAGAGAUUUUUCCUACUAUCUGGUACGGGUCCAACCUGGAGGUGACGAGCAUUCAGCAGAGCAUCAUGGCCAAGUCGGUGCUGGUCGCUGAGAAUCCCUUCCUCAAAGCGCCGUCGGCAUCGCGUGCGACCUGGCGAAAGGCUGAAAACGACGUCCGUCUGCUGCUGCUGGAGCUCUGCGGCAUCGCCCUCUGCCAUCCAGCCUCCCCUCCGGCGCUGCUGAACGCCGCCAUCGGCAUUCAGCUGUACGGCGACUUCUUCACGGACCGUUACGAGCGUCAGGCGCUACGCGGCGUCGUGGAAAAGUAUCGAGAUGCGCGAGCCUGGCCGGUGCAGAAGCUGCUGGAGAUGUUUAGGGAAUGA
Trichoderma citrinoviride is the source of this 1254-nucleotide messenger RNA. RefSeq lists its product as hypothetical. The transcript is spliced from 5 exons. The record is from RefSeq and is a predicted model, not a curated record. Gene Ontology annotation, molecular function: DNA-binding transcription factor activity; transcription cis-regulatory region binding. The coding region runs from base 1 to 1254 and encodes 417 amino acids. Lineage: Eukaryota; Fungi; Ascomycota; Sordariomycetes; Hypocreales; Hypocreaceae. Gene Ontology annotation, biological process: positive regulation of transcription by RNA polymerase II. Gene Ontology annotation, cellular component: nucleus.